Messenger RNA from Colletotrichum higginsianum IMI 349063, 2526 nucleotides. Its product is annotated as Patatin-like phospholipase domain-containing protein. Gene Ontology annotation, molecular function: triacylglycerol lipase activity. The record is from RefSeq and is a predicted model, not a curated record. The transcript is spliced from 2 exons. Gene Ontology annotation, biological process: lipid metabolic process. The coding region runs from base 1 to 2526 and encodes 841 amino acids. NCBI's taxonomy places the organism in Eukaryota, Fungi, Ascomycota, Sordariomycetes, Glomerellales, Glomerellaceae.
AUGAACGACGUCCUUCUAAACUCCGUCCACCCUCUCCCCGCCAUUCGCGUUAAGCCUUCGUCCAGCGUGCCUGCGGGUUCGCUCAAGCUCGGCCGCUCCUCGUCCACCAAGAAGCAUCAACCCCAACAACCACAACCACCUCUCAAUGCCGCUCUCGACUCUAUAUCCCGUGUCAUUAAAGGCGCCAAUAGUCUGGUCCUGUCACUUCGCGAUGGAUUGUCCGAUUUGGAACGGGAGAAUAGGAGAAAGAAGGAGGAGCGGAGGCUGGUCCUCUCCGUUCGCAUGAAGAAUGCCCAAACCAGGAAACAGUGGCAGGAUGCCGCCGAAGAACUCGACAUCCUCGAAGAGAACGACCUGUGGAAACUGGACCCUUACACUGGAGACUAUAACGCCCCCCUGAUCGAGGCCCGGUUGAAAGAGCUAGACGAUGCGCGCAUAAACUGCGACACUCGUGCCAUGAUGCACCUCGUACGGACCGCCCUCUGUCGAGAUCUCGGCGGCAUGGGAAAUGUCGAUUUGUACAGGCACUCCUACGUUGGAACCAAGAACCUAAUCGAACGAUACGUCGACUCGGCCAUGCAAACCAUCGACGCCCUGGUCGAAAAGAGCCAGUUUGCGCUUCCCGAUGGUAUGGGGCAGAGGGACAUUCUCGAAAGCGUCUUGUACGCUCGGCAGAGCUUUGGCAGAAGCGCCCUGUUGCUGAGCGGAGGCGCAACGUUGGGUAUGUCCCAUAUUGGCGUCCUAAAGGCGCUUUUCGAGGUCAAUCUGCUGCCGCGCAUCAUAUCAGGUGCCUCAGCAGGCUCCAUCGUAUCAGCCGUCAUUUGCACGAGGACAGACGAGGAGAUUCCCCGUCUCGUAAAGGAGUUCCCCUAUGGUGACCUUGCCGUCUUCGAUGCCGAAGAGAACCCGGACGGCGUGUUCGACCACAUGCGGAGACUGCUCACAGAGGGAAGCUGGUCCGACAUAAAACACCUGACCCGCGUCAUGCGUGGCCUGGUAGGAGACCUCACUUUCCAGGAGGCAUACAACCGAACACGGCGGGUGCUCAACAUCUGCGUAUCGACAGAGUCCAUAUACGAGCUGCCACGCCUACUCAACUAUAUCACGGCGCCUAACGUCAUGAUCUGGUCUGCCGUGGCUGCAUCAUGCUCUGUUCCGUUGGUCUUCAGCGCUGCCCCCUUGCUGGUCAAGAACCCCGACACCGGCGAGCAUAUGCCCUGGAACCCGACACCGCAGCGAUGGAUCGAUGGCUCCGUUGACAAUGACCUGCCCAUGACGAGGCUUGCAGAGAUGUUCAACGUCAACCACUUCAUCGUCUCUCAGGUGAACCCUCACGUUGUUCCGUUCCUAGCCCGCGAUGACCAGCUGGAUCCCGACGAGACGUCGCCACGUCGAUCGAGUCUGUCGCCCAGUAAGCAGGAUUUUGAUUGGGUUUAUACUCUCACAACUCUUGCGAAAGAGGAGGCUCUACACAGGCUGCACUUCCUGGCUGAGAUUGGCGUCUUCCCCAAUCUCGUCACCAAGCUUAGGAGUAUCCUCAGCCAGAAGUACUCGGGCGACAUCAACAUCCUCCCCGAAGUCAAUGUGCACGACAUUCCAAAGAUCCUGAGCAACCCCAGCCCCGAGUUCAUGCUGCGGGCCUGUCUGAUGGGCGAGCGAGCAACGUGGCCGAAGCUCAGCCGGAUUCGCGACCGUUGUGCUAUCGAACUCGCACUGGACCGUGCCGUGCAUCGCCUGCGUGCCCGCGUCGUCUUCUCCGAUAGCCAGGUUGACUUGCGGAGACUGACUACGGGCAUCGUCCUUCCACCGCCCUGGCCUAAAUCAUCUGCGGCCGCCAAGCAAAUGUCGUCCUAUUCUCCGGCCCUGACUCUGGAUACCGAAGUCGUCAAGAACAGACAGCGCAGGUCUUCAGGUAGCAGUGUGCAACUCAUGGCACACCACCGACGCCUGAUGGAAAACGUCCUCACAGACGAAGAAACAGAGGAGGAAGAGCGCUUGGAGAUGCGCGCGAGACAUGGUCAUGGGAGCGCCUCGCUUGUCGUCGUCCGCAAGCCCCGUCUCAAGAGAGCGGCAAAGAGCCACUACAACGUUUCCCUGGCGAGAGGACCGAUGACCAGCCCGAUAAACCCGGCGCAGCUCGAGGCCGUCGAAUUUGACUUUGGAAAGCCCGUGACACCGCCAUUGCACCGGUCACGCCACUCGGAAGGUUCGCUGUCUCAUGAUAGAAGACCCAGCCACUUGGACAUGACACCAGCGAAAGAAGUAGAGGUCACGGCGCCAGGAUCGAGGGGCGAAGCCACGUCGCAUACGGACGAAAUGGAGACGUCGGAUUUGCAUUCUUCCGAUGGGGAUGUGGAAUCGCAUACUGAGGACACCAUGUCCGACCCUGACCCCUAUGAGCGGAAUUGGCUUCACGACGGGACGAAUGAGCUGGAGACGACCCCCAAGAACGACAAGGAGUUGCUCGAGGUGAGCAGCCAUGAGCUUGUGCCCGUGGGCGAAUCGUUGAGCGGACUGUGGGAUUGA